Molecule: messenger RNA, 1060 nt
Organism: Papilio machaon (common yellow swallowtail)
Lineage: Eukaryota; Metazoa; Arthropoda; Insecta; Lepidoptera; Papilionidae
Product: INO80 complex subunit B
Exons: 3
Biological process (GO): chromatin remodeling
Cellular component (GO): Ino80 complex
Source: RefSeq, a predicted model, not a curated record
UGACAGUGGUGGUGACACCGAUAUUCCAAUUUCGCGUAAAAGUAAAAACUCCGAAUAGUAACAUAAUUACUGUAUAAAACUUAAAUAAACUUUAGACUACAACCACCUUUUAUUUGAAUGAAAUAAAACUACAAAAAAUAUGGUUCGCCGAUUACGUGAACAAAGCACAACCGAGGAUGAAAUUGUCAUAGAUACUUCGCAAGAAAAGAAACAAAAGCGGCACAAACACAAAAAACACAAAAAGAGAAAACCCGAAAAUGACUAUGAAAGCGACACAUCUAUAGAUGUUUCAUUUGAAGAUGUCUUAGAUAAAUCAUACAGAGUUAAGUCAAAAAAAGAAUUACCUGGUACUUCUGCUGCUGAUUAUUUAAAGUCUCAAACCAUGAAAUCAUCCUCUGAUUCAAGAAAGUCUAUCCCCGGCUCAUCAUCUAGUACUCCUCCAAAAGCAACUGCAAAGAAAAAGAAGAAAGGUAAAGAUAGUGGCACAUCUAGUGAGGAAGAGAGAUGGUUGGAUGCUAUAAAAUCAGGAAAACUUGAAGAAGUAGAUGAAGAGUUGAAAAAGAUAAAACCCAAGGAUCCUAAAAUGAUGACAGCAAGACAAAGAGCAAUGUAUGAGAGAGGAAAUGAUAAAGAAACAAGCCCUGGAGGUGAAAUACUGCUAGCUUUGCCUUCUGGCUACAAGGAAAAGGUCAUGACUGCGGAAGCUAUACAAAAGGCUGCUUUGAAGUCUCAAAAAAGAAAGCAAUUAGCUGAUGAAAAAAGGGAAAAAGAUAAGAAAAAAACAAUGGAUAGACUUUUGAAAAAACAAGAAUCAAAAAACUUGAAAAAUGCACAAAAAGGAAAGUCAAACAGAAAACUCGAACCUAUGAUAGUGUAUAAAAAUAAUAAUCAAGAAAUCACUUUAACAAUGCCUCCAGACAUUCCUUAUCCCUUAGAAAGAAAGUUACCGAUGGAAACACCAAAGCCAAUGAAAUGUGGUGUUGAUGGUUGUGCUAAUAUCAAAAAAUAUCAAUGUUCUAAAACAGGUGUACCACUUUGUAGUUUAGAAUGUUAUAAGAAA